This is a messenger RNA of Penaeus monodon (black tiger shrimp), 5131 nucleotides long. It is a transcript of the gene Madm, whose product is annotated as nuclear receptor-binding protein homolog. NCBI's taxonomy places the organism in Eukaryota, Metazoa, Arthropoda, Malacostraca, Decapoda, Penaeidae. Gene Ontology annotation, biological process: intracellular signal transduction; protein phosphorylation; endoplasmic reticulum to Golgi vesicle-mediated transport. The record is from RefSeq and is a predicted model, not a curated record. Gene Ontology annotation, cellular component: endomembrane system; cytoplasm. Gene Ontology annotation, molecular function: ATP binding; protein serine/threonine kinase activity.
UUGAGUCGGUCAGUGUUUAACUGUCGCUCGUGAAAGAAGGAUAUACGCAAUGCAUUGAACAUUUCGUGCUCAUUUGUGCUUUUUUUUACGUUCUCACGUUCACCAUGACGGGGAGUAAGAACGGCAACGAGCCAGAGACCAAAUCACCGCGGGAAAGUGGCGAGGACAGUGAGGACGAGAGUGAGAUACUGGAAGAGAGUCCUUGCGGAAGAUGGUCCAAGCGGCGGCAGGAGGUCCAGCAGCGGGAUGUGCCAGGCAUCGACGCUGCGUACUUGGCCAUGGAUACAGAUGAGGGCAUGGAAGUCGUAUGGAAUGAGGUCGUCUUCAUCACGGAAUACAUGUCUUCAGGGUCACUGAAAAAGUUCUUGAAGCUGACCAAGCGCAAUGUGAAGAAGCUUCCUCUGCAGUCUUGGAAGCGAUGGUGUACCCAAAUCCUCUCUGCUCUCAGUUACUUGCAUUCGUGCUCCCCCCCUAUCAUCCACGGCAACCUCACAACCGACACCAUAUUUAUCCAGCACAACGGCCUCGUCAAGAUCGGCUCAGUGGCACCUGAUCAGAUCCACUCCCAUGUCAAGACCUGCCGAGAUGACAUGAAAAACAUGCACUUCAUUGCCCCGGAAUAUGGAAGCCAUGCACCAGUAACCCCAGCAGUAGAUAUCUAUUCUUUUGGUAUGGCAGCUUUAGAGAUGGCUGCCCUUGAGAUACCAGGCAAUGGAGACUCGGGCAAUAUUGUUACGCAGGAGCAGGUGCAAAAAACUAUACAUUCCCUUGAACAUGAGUCCCAGCGGGACUUCAUUCGGCAGUGCCUGAUUGCAGACCAUAAUAAACGACCUCGCACCACAGAAUUACUUUUCCACAAAGUCUUGUUCGAGGUCCACUCCUUGAAGUUGCUUGCUGCUCACUCUCUCAUACACAACCCAAAGAAGUCCAACAAGAACAUUGACAACUGUGUAGAAGAAAUGCUGCAGCACCAGUACCAUCAGGACAGCAUCUUGGCUGAGAUUAAACACAAGGAUCGUGAACCGACGCUCUUUAGGAUGAAGGAUAUCCCAGUCCUAGAGAAGCUUGAGAAGUUCAUGGAAGAUGUUAGGUAUGGUAUUUACCCUCUAACGGCCUUCAAGCUUCAGCAGCCACCUCCGUCCCGACCUCGAGCCAUUUCCCCAGAGGCAGUUGAUCCCGUUGCAUCGGAUGCCCAGGAGGUGGCACAGAUGGAGACCCGUAAAGUUAUAAACAUGAUGUGCAACAUUAAGCCUAAUGAAAAUGGACAUGGUUUGUUUAUGACCAUCUCAUUACGUUUAGAAGACAAGAUGAAUCGGCAGCUCUCUUGUGUGGUAGAAGAUGGGGAAGGAGCUGCUGCACUUACUGAUGAGCUUGUCAGAUACGGUUUUAUUAGCCAAAUUGACAAAGAUGAAAUAACCAGUUUAAUAGAAGAUCACCUAACACGGGUGCGAAAUGGUCUUUCUGUGUCAAUGGCUUCAGGCCGAAAUGGAGUGGGAGGCAGUGUUUCAGGUCAAGACACUCUGCGUGUAAUGCAUCCCCCUACGAUCACAACAGCAACUAGAUAACACCCAUGAUUCUCCCACACUCAGGCACAGCCCGUGUACCACACACUGUGAACUUAAUGAAAAGAUUUUGUUUAUUAAAGUCUUAAUUCUGCAAUAGAUUUUUUCCUUUUUAUUAGGUGCAUUUAGGGGUAGUGAAAAAAACAGACCAAACACAACUUUGUUUUUUGUGCAGUACACUAAGUUGAAAAUGUGAAUAUUUAUAUAUAUAUAUCUGAGUUUGUUGUUUGGUCGUGAAAGCAUUUGGGAGAUGUCAGGUGCACACGGGAGUUUGUCAUGUUAGAUGGAAUAUGUCGUAGAGAAUGAUAUUUUGACAUGUUAACAUGAGCUCCCAGGUAUUGUGAUAAGAGAAGACUAUGAGGGCUCAUUUGUGCUUAAUGGGUCGAAGGUUCUUCCCUCCUCGCUCUCCCCUCGUCUUAUUCAGUGCCCGAGCUGAUAUCCAGCGAGGUAACAGAGAGGCUCAUAGUGUAGUCUGUCUGUCCUAGGCAAGGAUGGCUGGAUGAGGAGAUGGCUGUAUUGUGUACUCUUUAGAUACUUUUUUUAGGGGGGAGUUGAUUGUAAUGACACCAUGUUAAAGAUUUUUUUUUUUUCUUGCUAUAUUGUUCUUUGAGAAUAUUGUACGAGAACCAGCAGUGAUUGAUUAAUUUUGAGUAUAUGGAUCCCUGAGAAGUUUAUUUGUUUUGCUCCUGACUUAUGAAGCAUUCAUUGUGAUUAGUAUUGUCCAUCGUAUUUUUUUAUAUUGGAAAGGUAUUUUAUGGUGAAUCAUAUAUUUUUCAUGAAAAGGACAUAUCAAUGAAGUAAAAGGAUCAAUGGAAAGCUUGGUAAAUAAUGCUGAUCUGUCUCGUCCUUACAUGUAGUACAUUUAUACUUUUGAAGUAUGUGUGGCAGUAUUGUAGUGUCUCAUUCAAAUGUGCCUGGGGAAAACUAUUUGCAAGGAUCUGAAAAUCCAAGAAUGUAAUGUAUAGGUGUUUCAUUUUUACCCAGAUACAUCCUACACGCUCUUUGUAAUUUGCAGUUUUUUGGGAACCAGUGGAGGUAGGGCUCCUCUUUAGGCUCUUGAGCAACAUCGUGUUUGGCAAAUCAUCCAAGGCAUUAAUGCUUCAUUGCUUUGACUUUCAGUUUGUAAGCUGCAUUGCAUAGAUAUUCUGUCCCAAUUUCAGGACACUUGGAAGACUGGUGAGAGGAAAAAAAAGAUUAAUUCAGUAAAUACAGUGUUUGGAGGAAAGCAUUGACUAAAGUGUGUUUUAGAUAGUAAUGUCUUUAAAGUCAUAUUUGUUUUAAAUUACUUAAAGUCUGGCAUCUUGUAAACUUUCACUGAUAAUACAAUACCAAGUUUUUGCCUUACGGAAUUGAAAUCGUGCUUUGGAGUAUUUGUGAAUAUGACAUUUCAUUGGGUAAUUUCAUGUGCUUAUGGUAAGACCAGCUAUAAUAGUCUUUAUACACAAAGACACUUGUUCCCUGCAGAUUAUGCAUGGUACAUAGUUUUGUACACUUAUUACUAUGCAUGGUACAUCAGUAUUAUCAUGUUUAGCUGCAGAGCUUAUUGGUCAGUUGCUUCUGAUCUAACACAACUUGUUAUCCUUUGUGUUAAUGUGACAUACCUUACCAUACUCUGUUUUAUAGACUAUAUAUGUUAGAGGGGGAUCCUAAGCCUGUUCAGUUACAGUUCUUAUAGAAUGAAGCGUAUAGAAUGACAUGGAGUAAUUUCUUGGUCACUUGAAUAUUAUUUGAUAUUAACAUGUGGUUUACUUCUGUUACUGUGUGUGCACCUUCUGUGUCCAUACUUUUUUGUAAUAUUAAGGUUUAUCUUGAUUUGUAAAUAUUGGCAUGAUAAAUUCUAGGUUGGAGCUUGUUAAGACACUUUUCUACUUGAAGGUUUAGGUGUAAUGUCCAAAACUGAACACCUGCUUGUAAGUCUUUGCUUAUGGGCUAGUGAUUGUCAAGUUGAGCAAGAAAUAAUGUUUUAUAUAAAAUUUGGUUAUUGGUUUGAUUACAUUGAGUGGUACCUGUUUCAGUUGCUCUUCAUUUUUUUCAAGUUAAGUGAAGACUGCAGCACUUGAAGCAGACGAUCUUGUGCUGUGUAGCACCUAUUAUAAGUAUACCAUCAUUGUCAAAAGGAAUCUUUGAAAAGUGUCUUUUCUUAUAGGGUUUCUAAAAAGGAAUAGAAGGGAUUGACUUGUGAUUGUCAUUUAUCAUGUGAAUUUCUUUUGGAUUUUUUUCUUGGUCUUAAUUUGAUGCUGCUUAUAUGGUAAGCUGGCUACAAUUAAGGACACUGGGAAAAUAAAUUCAUAUGUGAAGUAACAUAUGAUGCAAAAGCAUGCACCAGGAGAAUAAGCAAAGGUAUUCAGCCACCUACCAAGGCUGUCAAUACCUAAUCUAGUCUAGUGGCACACACCUCAGAAGAAACCCAGAAGGAUGAUAGCUGCGGUGCUACAAAUGGCCUGUUUGUUUCAUGUUGCAUGAAAGGAAAAACACUAAAAGUUGUACUUUUGUAGUGUUUUACAAGAGCCACCAGUUCUUAGUUGGUUGUCUGUGACAGCAGUAAUUUGUAAAUGUUCCAAGUAAUUUGUUCAUAGUAUGCAAAACAGCGAGAGGUUGUUAAACUGGAAUAUAGGAAAUGAGAUUUCUGUUCUGAAAGAUUCUUGGAAACCAUGGAAAAAGGUUUGCUGAAGUGAUCCUAUGUAUCCUGAAGUUCACCUUGGACAAUUACUUGGUCAUUAUUUGUAUUGGUGAAUGGCUGACGGCUGGGAGGGGGGUUAUCUUUUGAUUACUUGCUCAAAUGAUGGAUACAUGUCACUACACUAUAACCUCAAUGUUUCAUAUAUAGUUUUUACUCUGUUGUGCCUUUUAAUGAGGAACACUUUUUAUUUUUAAAUGAUUAUUGGUAUCCAAAAGGUUUUAUUUUGACUGCUAAAAUGUCAUUAUGAGUGUCUGUAGGUAACUUUUCAACCAAAGAUUUGUGUCUAAAGUUGUUACUCAAUAUAAAUCACCCACAUGAGUUUACAGGAAUAAACUAUUUUGGGUGUUAUUUGAUACUCCUUUUUUAUUAAAGAAAUCUUUAGGGGGUGAAUGAUAAUUAAAUGUAGAGAGAUAUUGCACAACAUUUCAUGGAUAGAAAUUUUUUGAGAGUUCUUGGUGUACCUUUUGCUGAUGCACCUUGGAGAGCUUGUUAUUAUCAGUUAGCUAUAUGGCAUUGUAACAUUCUGUAAAAAAAUAAGAUAUAUACCUUGCUUGGUUAACUCAAGGGUACUAUAAUGAGGUUGGUGUAAAGCAUUUGUUUCCUCUUCUCUCUCCAACAAUUACUACAUUGCAGUUCAGUUAGAGAAUGUGCAGUCUUCUUGUACAGUUACCUAAUGGUUUAGCACAGGAUGUAUUGGAAUCAUCAAGGUGUUUGUAACCAGAAAAGAGGUUUUGUAUCUAUAUAAUCUGACAAUGAACACUUGUGUAUUGGGUCAGAACUUGAUGAUCAUUGUGUAACACUCCAUUAGGAAUGGUAUGUAAUGAUUUAUUAUUCUGCAAAAUUAUUUUGUUCAUUGACAUCCAAUAACAAAUGAAUAUUUUUCAGCACA